Microtus ochrogaster (prairie vole) is the source of this 1194-nucleotide messenger RNA. It is a transcript of the gene Ppa2, whose product is annotated as pyrophosphatase (inorganic) 2. The transcript has 10 exons. NCBI's taxonomy places the organism in Eukaryota, Metazoa, Chordata, Mammalia, Rodentia, Cricetidae. The record is from RefSeq and is a predicted model, not a curated record. Gene Ontology annotation, molecular function: magnesium ion binding; inorganic diphosphate phosphatase activity. Gene Ontology annotation, cellular component: cytoplasm. Bases 38 to 1033 code for a protein of 331 amino acids. Gene Ontology annotation, biological process: phosphate-containing compound metabolic process.
CCGAGCCGCCGCCACCGCCCGGCGCAAUCCGUCCGCCAUGCGCGCGCUGCUACCGCUGCUGAGCGUCGUCCGAGGGUGGCGCGUGGGGGCCGCCGCCCGCCCUCCGCGUCGCGUCAUGUCCCUGUACCGCACGGAGGAGCGCGGCCAUCCCCACUCGAAGGACUACCGCCUGUUCUUCAAGAAUGUAGCUGGUCACUACAUUUCCCCUUUCCAUGACAUUCCUCUGAAGGUGGAUUCUCCUAAGGAAAAUGGCAUUCCCAGAAAGAAAGCACGAAAUGAUGACUAUAAGAAUUUGUUUAAUAUGGUUGUGGAAAUACCUCGGUGGACAAAUGCCAAAAUGGAGAUUUCCACCGAGGAGCCAAUGAAUCCCAUUAAGCAAGAUGUAAAGAGCGGAAAGCUACGCUUUAUACCAAAUAUCUUCCCUCACAAGGGCUAUAUAUGGAAUUACGGGGCCUUCCCUCAGACCUGGGAAGAUCCAUAUGAAAAGGAUAACAACACAAACUGUACUGGAGAUAACGACCCCGUGGACGUUUGUGAAAUAGGCUCCAAGGUUUUAUCCCGUGGAGAUGUGAUUCAGGUGAAGAUCCUUGGGAUUUUGGCACUUAUCGAUCAGGGCGCCACAGAUUGGAAAAUCAUUACUAUCAAUGUGAAUGAUCCUGAAGCCGAAAAAUUUCAUGAUAUUGAUGAUGUUAAGAAGUUCAAACCAGGUUACUUGGAAGCCACUCUUAAUUGGUUUAGACUUUAUAAGGUACCAGACGGAAAACCAGAAAACAAGUUUGCUUUUAACGGAGAAUUCAAAAACAAGGCUUUCGCUAUUGAAGUUGUUAACAACGCACAUGAAUGUUGGAAAGCAAUGCUCAUGAAGAAAUGUGACCACGGAGCUAUCAGCUGGCCAGCAGAGGGCAUUGGAUCCCCCAAACUGGAGUUCAGUGGUUUUGAGCCUCAUGGUAGGUGCUGUGAAUCAAAUACUGGUCUUAUGGAAAAGCAGCCAGUGCUCUUAGCCACUAAGCCAUCUCUUCAGCCCUCUUAUUAAUAUUUUUAUGAUUGUUAGAGAAACAGCUGACCUCAGACUACUUUCAAUUUCCCACCUAUUCAAACAUGAGUUAUGAAGAAGAAAAUAUAAAGAAGUUAUGUCUUAAAAUACAGCUGCCACUCAUCACUAAGUCUUUUCACACAGAACUGUGUGUGAUGUGC